AUGGUCCUCGCUGUUGUCUUGAGAGCACGCGCCGCGGCGAGGCCGGUCACGCGCUCGUUCACGUCUCGCGCCGUCGAUGGGUUCGUCGGUGCGCUCGGAAACACCCCACUCAUCCGCCUCGAGAAGGUCUCGAAGGCGACUGGCUGCAACAUCCUCGCGAAGAGUGAGCUGCAAAACCCGGGAGGCAGCGUCAAGGACCGCGCAGCCCUUGGGGUCGUCCUGGACGCAGAGCAGCGGGGGGUCUUGAAGCCCGGAGGAACUGUCGUCGAGGGCACCGCAGGGAACACGGGCAUCGGUCUGGCCCAUGUCUGCCGGGCGCGAGGGUACCGCUGCGUGAUCUUCAUGCCGAACACACAGAGCCAAGAGAAGAUCGACCUCCUACGCAUGCUCGGCGCGGAGGUGCACCCCGUGCCCGCGGUCGCGUACGAGCACCCGCAGAACUACAACCACCAGGCGAAGGCGUUCGCCGCCGGCCUCGAGAACGCGGUCUGGACGGACCAGUUCGACAACACCGCGAACGCGGACGCGCACUACCGCACGACCGGGCCCGAGAUCUGGGCGCAGACCGGCGGCGCGCUCGACGCGUUCGUCUGCGCGACCGGCACCGGCGGCACGCUCGCCGGCGUCGGGCGCGCGCUCAAGGAGAGGAGCGGGGGGCGGACGCAGGUGUGGCUCGCGGACCCGCCGGGCAGCGUGCUCCACAGCUAUGUGACGAGCGGGGGGAAGCUGAAGGAGCGCAGUGGGGGGUCGAUCACCGAGGGUAUCGGCCAAGGGCGCAUCACGAACAACCUGGGCACCUUCGUCGAACAGCUCGAUGGGGCGCUGAACAUCCCGGACGAGAAGACCAUCGCGAUGAUGUAUGAUCUGUUGGAUUCUGAGGGAUUAUACGUCGGCGCGAGCACCGCACUGAACGUUGUCGCCGCCGUGGAGCUCGCACAGCACCUCGGUCCAGGCAAGACCGUGGCGACCAUCUUGUGCGAUGGCGCGUACAGGUAUCAGAGCAGGCUGUUCUCGAAGGCGUGGCUGCAGUCGAAGGGUUUGAGGGACGCCAUUCCAGAACAUUUGCAGAAGUAUGCUGUCCUAGACUGA
Messenger RNA from Epithele typhae, 1089 nucleotides. Its product is annotated as pyridoxal phosphate-dependent enzyme beta subunit. Lineage: Eukaryota; Fungi; Basidiomycota; Agaricomycetes; Polyporales; Epitheliaceae. Gene Ontology annotation, cellular component: cytoplasm. Gene Ontology annotation, molecular function: cysteine synthase activity. The record is from RefSeq and is a predicted model, not a curated record. The transcript is spliced from 6 exons. The coding region runs from base 1 to 1089 and encodes 362 amino acids.